AUUUCCAUCCAAUACUGAGAAGCGAAAGCAGUGGCUUGUUCAAAUGCACCGCGAGGACUGGUCACCAACCUCACAUUCAAAAAUAUGCUCUGAUCAUUUUCUAGAGGAUGAUAUUGACAGGACAGGACAGAUUGUUAGACUGAAGGCUAUUGCAGUACCAAAAAGGUUCAAAAAGUUUCCAAAACAUCUUCAAAAGGGCAUAAAGAAACGAAAAAGCCCAAAAAAGAGGCAAAGUCGUGAAGUUUCAUCAAGUGAGCAACAAAUUGAAGAGAAAGACCUGCAAAUUAUGCCAGUAAAAAAUCAACCCUGUGAACAUCAUUACUUUGUUGCUGAUUCACCAAAAAAGCUAAAACAGAAACUGAACAGGAGUAAUGAAAAGAUGUCAGUUACAGAAAAAGCUGAAAUGUUCACAACAGGAAACACGCCGUUUAAAACUCAAAGUCGACUCUUUAAGCAAUGUCAUUAAGACUUUGAAAGAUAGAGUAGAGUCCAGUUAAAAUAAUAAGCGUCCACCUAUUGGGCAUAAAUAUCAAUGAUACUAUCCAACCAUCUACGGCCUACCUGGUCGGGCCGGCCAUUAGUUACGUGUUUGCCUAACAAGCUAAUGAUUUAUCCAUUUCAUUGGGAAUGUAACUCUCCUCUAUACACGUCUGUUACCGAACAGUGUACUUCUUGCCAGUAAAGAUGCAACCCGCUAUAAUUUAUCAAGAUAUUGUCCA
Messenger RNA from Penaeus monodon (black tiger shrimp), 719 nucleotides. Its product is annotated as THAP domain-containing protein 6-like. The record is from RefSeq and is a predicted model, not a curated record. Lineage: Eukaryota; Metazoa; Arthropoda; Malacostraca; Decapoda; Penaeidae.